Molecule: messenger RNA, 1869 nt
Organism: Exophiala bonariae
Lineage: Eukaryota; Fungi; Ascomycota; Eurotiomycetes; Chaetothyriales; Herpotrichiellaceae
Exons: 2
Coding region: 1-1869 (622 amino acids)
Source: RefSeq, a predicted model, not a curated record
AUGGAGAAACUAACGCCUCUGAUUUCUCGAACGGAGCCAUGGGAACACACCAAACGAAAAAGAACACACACGACACCUGACCCUUCAGGUACAAGUCGAGUCUUUGACCGAAGAAAACAAUGCUGGAGGGUCUUCACCAGCGGCCUUUGGCAGGUCACCUUGACCGCGGCAUUCUGCGCUGCUUUGAUGGGUGUUUACUAUUAUUACUCGAAACAAGCGAAGCUUUCCGACGGCCAGCUCAGGAACUACAACGCCAUUAAUAUUGGCCUGUCGCUUUUCCUUGGUGCUCAACUUGCAUCUGCUUUCAAGGGCUUUGCACAAAACAUUAGAUGGCAAUUGCUUUCUUCAAGAUUUCUUGAAUUGAAACAAUUUGACAUGGUAUUGGGAUGUGAAAGUAUGAUUACCAGCGCCCAGCUACUAUGGUCUGGUCGAGUCAAAGGUCGGAAACUUCCAAGCCAGGUCCAGUGGUUCUGCGCAAUUUCCUUGUUACUCAACCUGGCUAUGCAGGUCGCUGUGGCCGCGCUUGGACUAAUCGUUGCGCCCGAUGUCAACAAACUAGGCUUCGACAAUAGGGAGCUAGGCAACAUCACCAUCACAGACUUUUCAAAAUUGAAAGUCAGUCCAAUUGACCCUAUUUCUGUCUUCCUGCCUCCGAAUAGUUCCCCAAAGGCAUUAGCAAAUGCAUUCGGCCGUGCCGGUGAAUUCUCACUUGAACUGCAGAACGCGACAUAUUUUGAUCAGCAUCCAGAUGGAAACGAGGCCGUAUUCUGGGACUGCAACGAAGUAUUAGAUUUCUGUGCCUCUAGCAUGGUACUCCGAGAUUGCUCUGAACCAGAUAAAGAGAAGGGUGAUCCAGAGAGGUGCGCCGUCACAGCGCGCGGAGUGAUAUCAGCUGCCUUUUGUGAAACCCCUAAGAACUCCAGGUUCUCGACGGAUAACACCUUACUCGUGGAGGAAGAGGAUGGCACCAGCAACUCUCUGAUUUGGAGUGGGCCACAAUCUAGAACCGUAACAACAUGGGCUUCGGAUGAUACCGUGGAGUGUGGUGCGCUUUGCACUGCUGUUUCGGAUCAAAGCGUGGACUGUGACACGCGUUGCACUGUUGUCAAAGCAUUGGUGCCGAUUCUUGAUGACACCUCGGUUGAUGGUUUGUAUCACCUUUACGAGUGUGAAAGCUGGGUGGGUGUAAUCGAACCUCUCGAAAACCUCAAGCAAACAAUACAGAAUGUAAAGAAUACUGAAAAUGCCCAGAUCCCCGAUGAAGUAGCGCGGAUCUUUGCCAGUGGAAUAGCCUGGCAGACACCAGCAUCCAGAUCUGACGACGGAUCCAUGUACGCCCAAUAUCCACAGAGUCCAAGAUUUAGUACAGGAAUUCUUGACAAUUCUAGCCAGUACAUUUCAUACAGCAUCGCGAUUUUCUCAUCAUUCUCAAUUGGGAUCAUGGAUCGACACGGUCCUACAAUCAGAGAAUCCGGCUUCCCUCCAAUGGAUCAACAAAAGCUGAAGGUUGAUUGGAAUUGGGUCAUAUUUGUCUUGAUCGCUCUUCCCGCAACACAGCUGAUAUUAGCAAUAAUCGUCACUCUUUUGUCGUCCAGGGCUGUGAUAAAGGACACCAGCUUCAUUGCUGCAGCACAGUUGCUGAAGCCUGCACUUGACGACCUAGGGUCCAAGGGUUCAAUACUAUCAGGAGACGAGAUAGUGGAUCAUCUCGGCAAGCUUCAGCUUUGCUAUGGGGUGAGGGAUCUUGGAUCUGGAGAAUACUUUGUUGAUGUGAUCAAUCGAUCGGACCUGACUGGCGAUCGGGAUGAUGGUGUCUGGGAACCAGGCAGGAAGAUGCCUGAGGGCCACUAUGACGGGCCAGAGACGUAG